Molecule: messenger RNA, 1545 nt
Organism: Phytophthora sojae
Lineage: Eukaryota; Oomycota; Peronosporomycetes; Peronosporales; Peronosporaceae
Exons: 1
Coding region: 1-1545 (514 amino acids)
Source: RefSeq, a predicted model, not a curated record
AUGCUGUUUGCGGCGGCCAACGCCGAUCAAGAUCCAAUCCCUUCUCUGACUGGCGCUCCACCACUGAAACUCCAUGUUACACUCAAGCACAAGUCCUCGAGGAUUCACGGUCAGUCCGAGUUCGACGUCUUCGCCAAGCCUAUCGUGUCGAAGGACGGUUCCAGAGUGCUGUACGACGGAUAUUCGACGUUUAUCGACGAGGGUGCUGCCUAUACGUACUUGUUUGUGAAUGGAGCGGGCUACGUAAUGACCAACGACACAGCUAAGCUUACCAACUCGGAAACAGUUCGGUGCAUCCCUCCGAGCGCGUUGCCAUUCCACACCAUCCUCCCAGCGCUGAAUGAACUCGUAGCAAUUCCCAGCGCAUCAAUAGGCGACGAAUCUAUCGAGUGCGGGAGUGGAAGACUGUUCAAGACGACAUUCUCUGGCGCUCGCGUCGCAGUGUGCGGCUUGGGAUCUUCGGGCCCCACCGCUUACAGCAGCGACUUCACCAUCCAAGUGAAGUACCUCAAUAACCUCUCCGCACCAGCGUUGAAUCGGACGAUUUUGACUUGUCCUACUGAAGCGAAUUCUAUCGUUAUGACACCGACUGCCGCAGCGUUGCUUACUGGUAAUGCUUUUCCGCCUACCAGCUCGAGGAAUCUCAAGAUCACAGAGCACAUGGCAAUGGAGGCAUCGACAUGCAAGUGCAAGUCGAAGCCUCGACCGUGCGUCUUCUUUCACGGAAUUGGCAACUACCACGAAAUGGAAGAGCUGCAAGAUACUCCUAAGAACACCAGCGGUAGAAUGGGGAAUAUGAACGACCACGCGCCGUGCUGCACCACGGUCAAGUACGCCGUCCUGAACACGAUGGACUACAGCUGGACGAGCGACUCGCUGCAGCAGAAAUUCUGCGAUCGCGCCCUCAGAUUGAGCGAAACCAGCGACGCAGAGUCGGGGAUUAUCGAAGACACGGUGGUCGUGACCCACUCGAUGGCUGGACUCGUGAUGUCGAUGGCUCUUGCAACGGGCAAGUGCAGCUUCGGGGAAGGCUCGUCGUGGGUUGCUAUCAGCUCUCCAAUGACGGGGACCAUGGCUGUCGACUACUUUCAGGACUUCUGCAACGACGAGAUCAGUGCCAUUGCGACGGAAUUGCUGGACGCCAUUGGCCAAUGUCCGAUGCCAGUUUCUAGACGAUCGCUGAUGUAUGAGAACGGGAAGUACGCGACCAAGAAGUUGAAUGCGGCGUAUGCUGCUGCUCAGGAAGCAUACAGAGGGAAUGUCAGUGCUGCGAUGUGCAGUGACAGCUACGUGGGCCUCUUUUCCGUGUACCGGCCGAUCAUGAUCGCGGCCGGGAAGUUUGUUCCACACAAGUCUUCAGAAAACGACGGCUUGGUGGAGUAUCAAAGCUGCGCGAGGGGGAUUAAGACUAAAGGUUUCGGCAAUACUUACAAGGAUACAUUCUAUACAGCGAAGUUGAACCAUGCCGACAUGGUGUUCUUGAACGGCGACGGACUGUUUGGGGAUUCGAGGAAGCCGGUGAAGUGGUUUGAGUGCCUGCUGUAG